AUGGCGGAUGGAAAAGAAACCAUCUUUUCGACUCUCGACAAUGCCAAGACUCAACUUUACCAUUACAAAGCGAUUGUCAUUGCCGGCAUGGGGUUUUUCACCGAUGCUUAUGACCUCUUCUGCAUCACUGCGGUCACAAAACUCAUAGGCCGCCUUUACUACUACGACCCUUCGACCAACAAGCCUGGCGUUCUGCCUAACCACAUCAACAAUGCCAUAACAGGGGUUGCUCUGUUCGGAACCCUAGCAGGGCAACUCUUCUUUGGCUGGCUUGGAGACAAACUUGGUAGAAAAAAAGUUUACGGAAUCACAUUAGUCACAAUGGUGGGAUGUGCUCUGGCCUCCGGCCUUUCGUUUGGCCACAGUGCUCAAGGUGUAGUCACAACUCUCUGUUUCUUCCGAUUUUGGCUCGGAUUCGGAAUUGGAGGGGACUAUCCCCUCUCAGCAGUGAUCAUGUCCGAAUACGCCAACCAAAAAACCCGAGGCGGGUUCAUUGCAGCUGUGUUUGCAAUGCAAGGAAUUGGCAUUUUGGUCGCAGGAGCCGUAGCCAUGUUCGUGUCCAAACUAUUCUUGCUAGCCUACCCAGCUAAUGAUUUUUGGACUAAUCCUGUCCUCUCCACUCAGCCGGAAGGCGAUUUUGUGUGGCGAAUCGUGCUCAUGUUCGGCGCAGUCCCCGCGGCUCUGACCUUCUAUUGGAGACUAAAAAUGCCUGAGACUGCAAGGUACACUGCCUUGGUUGCAGGAGAUCAGGACAAGGCCAAUGCUGACAUGGCCAAAGUCCUCGAAAGGGACAUACCGGUCGGAGAAUCUGGUUCCAAAACCCUAGUUGAUCCAAAUUCCGCAUAUAAGUUGUUUUCUAGGGAGUUUCUUAGGCGGCACGGCACCCAUCUUCUCGGCACCGCCACCACCUGGUUCCUGCUGGACAUUGCAUUUUACAGCCUCCAGCUCACUCAGAAAGAUAUUUACCCUUCAAGUGGACUUUUACCUAGACCUUCCGCAAUGAAUGCAAUUGAAGAAGUCUACAGGCUAUCCGGUGCAAUGCUGCUCGUAGCACUUUUUGCCUCGGUUCCCGGUUACUGGUUUACUGUGUUUACCAUUGACAAGCUUGGAAGAAAACCGAUCCAGCUAGGCGGGUUUUUACUGAUGUCGAUUUUCAUGGGAGUUCUAGGGUUUCAUUACGGAAAUCUCAGGGGAGUGGAGUGUGAGGAUAAACACUCCACCUAUGAGUUCUGCAAGGGUCACACUAAAUUGUUCACUUUGUUAUAUGGGCUGACAUUGUUUUUCGCAAACUUUGGGCCCAACAGCACGACUUUCAUCGUGCCGGCCGAGCUUUUCCCGGCUAGGUUCCGGUCCACAUGCCACGGGGUGUCAGCGGCGGCGGGCAAAGCGGGUGCUAUACUUGCUGCAUUUGUGCUGCAGAGUUAUACUCGUGAGGUUGAAGGGGUGCAAAAGGCGAUCAAGGCGCUUGCAGUGAUUAAUUUGAUCGGAUUCUUCUUCAGUUUCUUGGUGCCAGAGACCAAGGGGAGGUCGCUUGAGGAGAUUUCCGGGGAGGACAGUGAUUUCGGAGGCAACGGUGUGAUAGCCGUUAGUGCAAAUGAGAAUGCAGCUGAAACUAGUGCUGCCAUUGUCAUCAAGGAUAAAGUUCCGGAAGCUGAAACGGGAAUGGUUUAG
This is a messenger RNA of Pyrus x bretschneideri (Chinese white pear), 1671 nucleotides long. RefSeq names its product low affinity inorganic phosphate transporter 8-like. Gene Ontology annotation, biological process: transmembrane transport. Gene Ontology annotation, molecular function: transmembrane transporter activity. The transcript has a single exon. Bases 1 to 1671 code for a protein of 556 amino acids. The record is from RefSeq and is a predicted model, not a curated record. Lineage: Eukaryota; Viridiplantae; Streptophyta; Magnoliopsida; Rosales; Rosaceae. Gene Ontology annotation, cellular component: membrane.